AUGAAGAUGGAUAGAGGAAGAGAGGCGGCGGCGGCCGGACCAGGUGGCGUCGACGACGACUGGAGGAAAGGCGGGCCGAUGAGGGAAGAAGAGCGGCGGAACCCCGAAGAGAGAGAAACGAGCAGGGCUUACCGUUUACAAGUUAAAAGGGCAACACCGGAAUAUUUUGAAAAAGCUAUGGGCAAUUCUGUCAGGACAUUGGAAAAAAUUUCCCACCCCUUAAGAAAACCCAAUUUGGGAGGAACUGUAGAUUCCUCUCCAGAGACAGAGAAUGAGAAAAAAGAACCGAUCGUCAGAAUACGAGAAGAUCCGAACCGUAAUUUUCCUACCUUCCACUUCUUUGGGAGACUAAAGAAAAAACUCUACAGGGCUUGGAGGAAGGCUGUCAUUGUGAAGUUGCUUGAUCAUCAUGUUGGGUAUAAAGCCCUAGAAGCUCGCCUCCAAGCUUUGUGGGCAAAACGUGGAGUGAUCAAUCUGAUCAACAUUGGGUAUGGAUUUUUUGUGGUCAAACUAUCAAAUAGGGAGGAUUAUUUUAAUGCGUUAACAGGAGGUCCUUGGAUGCUUUAUGAUCAUUAUCUAACGGUGAGGCCUUGGGAACCAAGAUUUAAUCCAGCAAAGGAAAAAAUUGAUAAAGUUGCUGUUUGGGUGAGACUUCCAAGAGUUUCUCUGGAAUAUUAUGAUGAAGAAGCACUAACCAUUAUUGGAAACAGAAUUGGAGAGACAAUCAAAGUGGAUAUGAAUACUUCCUGUCAACUCAGGGGACAUUAUGCAAGAAUGUGUGUGCUUGUUGAUCUGGGCAAACAAUUAAUGUCCGGGUUUUCUUUGGAUGGAGAAGAUUAUUAUUUAGAGUACGAGGGACUACAUUCUUUAUGUACCAAUUGCAGUGUCUAUGGUCAUAAUAGAUCUGUAUGCCCAUCGAGAAGAAAGGAGACAGAAAUUCCAGAGGCUGCUAAUGGAGAUCGUUUCAGUCAAGGUAAUGUAAAUCUCAACAAUCCGAUAGGAAAUGUGGAUUCAAACAGCAACGAACAAGAACAGUGGAGGGUGGUGCAAAAGCCUCACUAG
Messenger RNA from Neltuma alba, 1062 nucleotides. RefSeq lists its product as uncharacterized. Bases 1 to 1062 code for a protein of 353 amino acids. The record is from RefSeq and is a predicted model, not a curated record. Lineage: Eukaryota; Viridiplantae; Streptophyta; Magnoliopsida; Fabales; Fabaceae. The transcript has 2 exons.